AUGGUGGCUAACUCUUCCUCUUCCAUGCAGCAGCCACUGUGCCAUGAUAGUGAGAGCUCUGCCUUGCUUCAGUUCAAGCAAAGCUUUUCGAUUGAAAAGCAUGCUUCUUAUGAUGCUUCUGCUUAUCCAAAAGUUGCAAUGUGGAAAUCCCAUAGAGAUGGAGAAGGAAGUGACUGCUGCUCAUGGGAUGGUGUUGAGUGUGACAGGGAGACUGGUCAUGUGAUUGGCCUUCACCUUGCCAGCUGUUGUCUAUCUGGUUCUAUCAACUCCAGCAGCAGCCUCUUCAGUCUUGUUCAUCUUCAAAGGCUUGACCUGUCUGACAAUUAUUUCCAUCACUCUGAGAUCCCAAAUGGAAUUGGACAGCUUUCGAGGCUGAGAAGUCUCAACCUCUCUUUUUCUGGAUUCUCCGGCCGAAUCCCAUCGGAACUCUUAGCACUGUCCAAAUUGGUUUUCCUUGAUCUCUCAGAAAACACAAUGUUGCAGCUUCAAAAGCCUGGCUUGAGAAAUCUGGUUCAGAACUUAACCCACUUAAAGAAACUUCAUCUAUCUCAGUUACCAAGCAUACAGUAUCUUAGUGUGAGGUACAAUCCGGAUCUGAUUGGUUAUUUGCCUGAAUUUCAGGAAACCAGUCCCUUCAAAAUGUUGUAUCUUGCUGAUACAAGUUUUUCUGGUGAGUUACCAACUUCAAUUGGGAGGCUUGCUUCUUUGAUUGAAUUGGAUAUCAGCUCGUGCAAUUUCACAGGGAUUCCUCAAUGUCUGGCCAACUUCAGCAAAUAUUUGUCUGUACUAGAUCUGGGAAGCAACAGCCUUGAUGGCCCCAUUCCUCAAAUAUGCAGAGUGUCAAAUAAUUUGAGGGUGAUUGAUUUUGGUGAAAAUCAAUUCCAAGGCCAAAUAUCGAGAUCAUUGGCCAAUUGCACAAUGCUCGAGCACCUUGUUCUUGGAAACAACCAAAUCAAUGAUAUUUUUCCUUUUUGGUUAGGAGCUCUCCCACAACUACAGGUUCUUAUUUUGAGAUCCAACAGAUUCCAUGGUGCAAUAGGGCGCUGGCGCAACAAUUUCAGGUUUCCCAAGUUGCGUAUCAUCGACCUCUCUGACAAUGAGUUUAUAGGUGCUUUGCCAUCAGAGUAUUUCCAAAAUUGGGACGCCAUGAAACUUGCAGAUGCAAACCACCUUAAGUACAUGCAGGCCAACCCAAAGUUUGAAAUCCCAAGGUAUACGUGGAUUGCCAAUUACAUGUACUCAAUGACAAUGACAAACAAAGGCACGCAGAGGUUGUAUGAGAAAAUCCCUGAUAUUUUCAUAGCCAUUGAUUUCUCAGGCAACAAUUUCAAAGGACAGAUUCCAACCUCCAUUGGGAACCUCAAGGGGCUUCAUUUGCUCAACCUUGGCGGCAACAAUCUUACUGGUCAUAUCCCGUCCUCCUUGGGGAACCUAACACAACUGGAGUCAUUGGAUCUUUCCCUAAACAAGCUCUCAGGAGAGAUCCCUUUGCAACUAACAAGCAUAACAUUCCUUGAGUUUUUCAAUGUGUCUCAUAAUCAUCUUACAGGGCGUAUACCACAAGGAAAACAAUUUUCAACAUUUCAAAAUGCUUCCUUUGAUGGGAACCCCGGAUUGUGUGGAAGUCCUUUGUCAAGGGACUGUGGAAGUUCCGAGGCAUCACCACCAACACCUUCAUCCUCUAAACAAGGUUCAACAAGUGAAUUUGAUUGGAAAAUUGUAUUAAUGGGAUAUGGAAGUGGGCUAGUAAUUGGAGUUUCAAUUGGGUACUGCUUGACCUCAUGGAAACAUAAGUGGUUCGUGAAAACCUUUGGAAAACGGCAAAGAAAAUGGACAAGGAAAGAAAGAAGGGGGCACAGAGGCUGA
Vitis riparia (riverbank grape) is the source of this 1866-nucleotide messenger RNA. Its product is annotated as receptor-like protein 43. The record is from RefSeq and is a predicted model, not a curated record. The transcript has 3 exons. Gene Ontology annotation, molecular function: protein binding. The coding region runs from base 1 to 1866 and encodes 621 amino acids. NCBI's taxonomy places the organism in Eukaryota, Viridiplantae, Streptophyta, Magnoliopsida, Vitales, Vitaceae.